Elgaria multicarinata webbii is the source of this 1272-nucleotide messenger RNA. RefSeq names its product steroid 5 alpha-reductase 1 (gene SRD5A1). The coding region runs from base 1 to 825 and encodes 274 amino acids. Gene Ontology annotation, molecular function: 3-oxo-5-alpha-steroid 4-dehydrogenase activity. Lineage: Eukaryota; Metazoa; Chordata; Lepidosauria; Squamata; Anguidae. The record is from RefSeq and is a predicted model, not a curated record. Gene Ontology annotation, cellular component: membrane. The transcript has 5 exons. Gene Ontology annotation, biological process: steroid metabolic process.
AUGGAGGCGGCGGCGACCGGCGGCUGGUUCUGCUCGGGGGCUUUCUGGCGGCGGGUCUCGGGCCCGCAGGAGGAGCAGCUGAUGGAGCAGAUGAGCUAUUGGCUGGUGGGCUCCAUGGCCGUAGCGACAAUACUCACUUUCCACUUCGGGAUACCUUACGGGCGCUACUCCUCCUCUGCUUUCGGCUGCCUUCUUCCCACCACCCUUGCCUGGGUAGUGCAAGAAGCGCCUGCCUUCUUCGUCCCUUUGCUGCUCGCCCUCUGCAGCGACGGAGCCCGCCUCAUCUUUUGGCCCAACCGGAUCCUUCUGGGAAUCUUCCUCGCACACUACCUGUACAGGUCAUUCAUCUUUCCUUUCUUAAUUCGUGGAGGAAAGCCAACACCAUUCCUUCUUUUUUUAUUCGCUCUUGCAUUCUGUUUUUAUAAUGGGUAUUUGCAAGGCAGGAAUUUGAGUAACUAUGCAGAAUACCCCUCAAACUGGCUAACAGAUCCUCGUUUCAUUCUAGGUCUUACAGGCUGGCUAUCUGGUCUGCUGAUUAAUAUGCAUUCCGAUCAUAUUUUGCGGAAUCUCAGAAAACCAGGAGAGACAGGCUAUAAAAUACCAAGAGGAGGACUGUUUGAAUAUGUGACUGGAGCUAACUUCUUUGGAGAGAUCCUUGAAUGGUGUGGAUUUGCUCUUGCCUGCUGUACCAUAGAAAGUUUGGCUUUUGCCAUCAGUACAUUUAUGAUAUUAGGGAGCAGGGCAUAUCGUCAUCAUCUUUGGUACCUCAAAAAGUUUGAAGAUUACCCACGCUCCAGAAAAAUUCUAAUUCCAUUUGUGUUCUGAACACUUCCUCACACACUCUGCUGAUUCUGAAUAAUAAUUGCUGCUGUUAUAUAUAAAAAAGAAGACAUUGGCAAAACGGGUUCCUCUAAAUCAGGAGUGUUGAAUCUCAGGCAUGCAGGCCAAAUCCAGCCUACCUGGGGCUCCAAUCUGGCGCUCCUCCAGGAUGAAAGUACCUGCCAGGCUUAGUUACUGGCAGUAAGAGCUUCAAGCUAAAACAUGCUCGUAUUUGGGGAUAUUUCAGCCCUGUUCCCUUUGCCUUUGGCCCUACCCACCACUAGAAUGUGGCCCCCAGAACUUCUCUGAAAUUGAAUUUGAUGGCUACAGGCUGAAAGUAGUUCGAUGCCCCUGCGCUAAAUGUUGAUAAGGGCUCUUCUGUCAAUGCAGAUAUUGUGCCGAAUGACACAUUCCAUUAUCCACUGCCUAUCUCAAGGUUUGAAUUGAAAAUGU